AUACACCUGACAUUCCAUACAAGCCUGCUAAGGCCUUAUGUCCACAGUGACAAAGUACUCUUCCCAGGAAGAGAUCUGGAUACUGUUUAUGGUAAUGCACUGGAUGGUGAACAGAUUGUCGAGUUGAUCGAUGAUCAUCAUUGGAGGCAACACAAGUUGCAUUUCCACUUUAUUUGGUCUGACGGGGACCAAUCGUGGGAGUCUGCCAGUAAGGCAGACCGACUCACCCAAUUGGAUGAGUAUUUGGAGCUUCAGGGCAUGAAGACUCCAGAGGAGCUUCCAAAAAGGAAUGCUCAGGGAUAA
This is a messenger RNA of Dacryopinax primogenitus, 303 nucleotides long. RefSeq lists its product as uncharacterized. The annotation marks the transcript as partial. The record is from RefSeq and is a predicted model, not a curated record. The transcript has a single exon. Lineage: Eukaryota; Fungi; Basidiomycota; Dacrymycetes; Dacrymycetales; Dacrymycetaceae.